AUGCUAGACGCCGAUUUGCUGGAUUGUAUAAAUGGACUAUUGUCUUCUUUCACGGAGUCUCUAGAAGGAGUUCAGUUGGAUGCGAAAAAUAUAUUGCGCGGUGCAGUAGGUUUGAGCAACGUACAGCUUAGGCAGUCCGUCUUUUCCAACCUGGGUCUGCCCCUCAAGGCUAACUUCAAUGUCAUAAAAAAGUUGAGCAUUAAAAUUUCCAAACGCAGUAUAUGCAUAGACAUCGAAGAUCUGCUUAUCAUAUUCACACCGCUACCUGUAACGCAGUGGGAUAUUUGUUCAUACAACAAAUACUACAUAAAUAGACAGGAGUCUUUGCUGAAGUAUCUCGAAGAGAAGACUAAAAAACUGCUCACUAAUGGAUUAAACAAUUCAUUCUUCAGCAAAAUGAUGAGCAGGUUUUCGAAUUCACUUUUGGGUUUGCUAAAACUCAGAGUGGCUAAUGUGCACAUUAGGAUUGAGGAUGAUCACACAAAUCGUCCGGCAGUGGCUUUUGGUAUACAUGUGCCCCUAGUGGAGCUUUUACCCGGUGUGAAAAGUGAAGAUUUGCCUCCACUUGCCCAAUCAAUUAAUGACAUAAAAUCAAUCACGCAUUUACACCUCAAGUUAUCAAAUGUAGGUAUUUAUAUUGAUCCUAUUGAUAUCAACACUAUUAACGUUGACAAAUCACAAGCAAAUGCUGAUGAUAAACAUGUAUUUUCAAAAACACAGCUGAUGAUCAGCAAGUGUAUUGAGCAAUUGAAUCAAUUUACUCAACUCCAUGGAUUUGCUGUACAACCGGUAGAUGUGUCAAAAUAUGACAACAAACCUACCAUUUCUUCAUACUUAGAAUAUUUACCACAAUUUUCAUACGACAAACAAUUGGCUCACAACAAUAAUUCCAGCCAAGUAACUACAGAUGUCGAUAGUGAUUCUGGGGUCGGAAUCGAACCCAAUCCCUUAGGUGGGUUGAACUCGAGCGAUUUCAUUGCCCUUAAAUUAUUAGAUUCCGAUUAUUUAUCAAACGCAGAUAUUGAUGCGGAUAAUAUAUCCAUUAUUAGCAAAAAUGAGCAAAUUGAUGGAAAUAAAAAUUCUGAAUCAAGCCAUUAUGGUGAUACAAAUAGUGAUUUUGAUAAUGAUAGCGAGAUUGAUGGCGCAGAGAAGCAGAUAGGAUGUGGCCAACCAAUAGAGUAUACUAUAAAAGAGUUUUUUGAUGAUUCAAAACCAGUCGCCCGCAUUGAAUCAGAGAAAAACUACUUUUCCUACGGCAAUAUUUGGCAUGUGGAUAUGAAAAGAGAGAACGAUGUGAUAAAAAAUAUGGAGGAUGAGGGGGAAGACGGGGUUUGGCGGCUCAAAAAGACUCCUAAAUCCAAUGAUAAAUUUGAAGAAUUCAUGGACAAGAUAUCGAACGAUAAACACCGCUUUUUGAAUGACCCAUUGUAUACUGACUUAUACUUGGAUAUAUACAUCAACCCUAGUCCAACUUCCCAUCUAGAUAAAUCAAUUAUUCCGUUAUUUGGGCGUAAAAGUGAAGAUGAUAACAUAAACACUUGCUUCACCAAGAGUUUGAUACCCAUUACUCCGGGAUUACCCGGCUGCAUCAUAUGCAUACGUGCGUCAAGUGUAGUACUAGUAAUCAACAAGUCUGAAUUAUUCCAGUUGUUAAAUUUUAUGCUAUUCCUGGUUAACUAUGUAAAUUGGACCGCUGACUCUGAGAAACAGGUAGUGGCACCCACCGAUGGCACGGCAAAUACAUAUAAGCAAAAGUGGGUUUAUACAAUAGUCAAUGCUAAAAAAAAGAAAUAUAUGAAUGAAGUUGAGCAAUCAACAGCUUGGUGUCGAGAAUUUGAGACAAAAUAUCCAGCAGAUUUGGUAAAUGUGUUGCGCUACAACGCCGCAUAUGAGGCAAUAUAUGGCGAAAAACUCUCCACGACAUUCGAGUCUUUCUUCAAAAACUGGGUAAUUUCAACCUUCAGGACAAAUUUCGCCAUUGAUGUGCUUAUUCGUAAUAUUUGCAUUUAUUUUGGCCGACGUAGGGCGUUCGUAGUUACUACCAAACAGAUGCAUUUGUAUAAAACCACAUCCAACGAGUUUGUUCACUUUUGCACUGAAUUGGAGAUUGAAAAGUUGUUUGCAUAUGAGAAGGUUGUUGGAAACUCUACAUUAGAGCGGAUAUUAUCUGUUGAAGGCGACAAUAGCGGGAUCUAUUUUGGUAUGGAUUGCUGCCUGGCCUUUACCAGUAUUGACGAUUGUGCCUUGGUAAAUGGCGAAUUUACUAGACUAAAAGGUGGAAACAGUGGCGUUUCAAACUUUAUUACCUUCAAAAAUGACUCACCAAUCACAAUACGUAUACCUAACAAGAAGUCUCUCAAGCUUUUGAGCUAUAAACAGACAAAAAAACUCCCAUAUCCAUUCGUCCCAUUUGAUACUUCCUUUGAAUUGCGUCUUGUCAAUAAUUCACCGAUAACGGCAUCACUGACCCUGCCUAAUAACGAAACAAUAAGUCUUUGUAUUGAUGGGGGAGUGAUAGAUACAAUAGCACUUACUCUGAAAUACAAAGUCUUGAAGAUGUUUGUUGACAACUAUGUGGUGUUUAACAACAAUUUGCCAAUUGAAUGUGUUAUAAAAAGUGCGGAUGAUGGCGAUGAUGCUGUGUUGUUGAGUUUUGGAAGGAUCUUCAUCAAAUUUACCCAUUUUCAAUUGAAGCAAAUAAAAAUGGCAUUGGAUUUCUUUACUUCAGGUAGUAGUAGUAGGUCGAAUGAUAAUAAAAUAUCAGCGGAAUCUGUGGCUGAUGGUCUAAAUGGAAGGGAUUUUAUGACCAAUAAAUCGUUUAGCCGAUUGAAGAGGGUUCGAAACUCAAAGAUUGUACUCGACCACCUACUAGUAGCCAUGAAAGGUUACAUUUCCCUUUCCCUUACGGGCAUAUACCUCAAUCUGUGCCACGCAAUCGAGAGUGUCAAACAGACUUACGAAGUUGCGACCGGGGGAUUGAGCGAUUGCGAUCAUAAAAUCACAAUUGCAGGGGCGCCCGAUGACCACUCAAUUAAUUCCAGUGAUAGUGCCGAUUAUAACCAAACUAAUUGCGGGAUUGCUGAAGACUGUUUACCUGAAGGUUCACAAAAUUGCGGUUCAGUUACUGUAAAUGGUGGGGUAUGUUUUGUUGAGGUUAGGGAUUUGAGUGACGAGCUUCCCCUGCACAUGAGACAGAUCUAUUCAGGAGGCGAUGAAGUCGCCAGCUUUUUUUGGCUUCAAAUGUGCGGCCGAUUUCCAGCCAAACAGCAUAUAACAUUUGUAUUCGAUGGUAAAAACAUUGAAAUCACAAUAUCGCCUAUAUGUGUGGUACUGCAGAGUAGAAUAUUCCAUCUAUUUGCUGUCACUGACACUAAAGCAUCUGCGUGUGUUACAAAAGGGCCAGUGGUUGAAAAAUGGGAGGAAAAUACUCUUCCUUCAACACAAUAUCUGGUGCAGCCAGUCAAUAUACACAUGACAUUUGAGGCAAUAGACAUAUAUUUGCCAAUAUGUGAUAGCGAAUUUGUUAGACUAUCUCGAAAAAACCAUUGGAAUAAAAUAAAGCACAUGCUUUUAACCAAGUCAGCAUUAAACAGCUCACAUAAGUCAAAAUACAGUGGGUUGGUUCCAAAAAGAAAUGAUUACAAUGGACUAGAUGAUGGUACAUUUACUAGUGUUAACAAUGUGGUAAGUAUUGGAAACCUAAGCGAAUUAGGAACAGUGCAUGAGUGUGUAUGGUGGCCAAGUGAAAUAUUGCACUUUUCAACCAAAAUAUCAAUGAAUGUCAAUCUAAAUGCUCCAAUACGUGCCACAAUAUCAGUUAGCAAUCUUUAUAUUUCGCUCAUGAAAAAUAUAAAGACUAGAAAGUUGUAUGAUGAGACGCCAAACUACAUACUAUAUCCCAUUAGAAUGGAUUUCAGAUUAUCUGCUUUACCCAAUCCCCGAAUGGCGGUGGCGUUUUUGGCUAUAGAUCCUGUGACUAUUUCAUUACAUCAUCUUGCGGUAAAUUCGCUACUACAAUUUACCAAUAUUUUAAGCGCUCCGAUUAAAUGCAACGCUCAAAAUACGGAUUUUAUGUACGGUAAUGCCAGUGGGGACGGCAUUAUUGCUUUGGGCGAUGAACUAGAUGGGAUGAUACACAAAAUAGUAAUCAAAACGAAUGAAAACUCCAAUCUAAAUGAAGCUCAAAUGGCCAAUAGAAAUGGCAUGUUUUCAUUUUAUUUGUCAUUGUUUAUUGAAAUGCCAUUAAUUGAGCUGUUUUACCAUCACGGCCAAGCGACAUUCAAUCUUACGGUGGAAGAGUUGAAGGCAUGCUCAUUAAUUAAACCAAAACUUAGAAUUACAUGUGCAGAGGAAGAUCCAGCGCAUGUAAUCGACAACUUGCCAAAAAUCAAGUUAUUGAUGUACAAAAAGAUGUUAGGAUACUUCGACCAACUGCACAACAGGGAAGUGGCAGAGUUUAAGAACGCCUUCAGAUACGGUACCCCAAAUUCUUUAUUAUCAAUUGAACUGUCGGCUAUCAUAUCAGUGGAAGUGACUUGCGACGACUUCUCAGAAGUGCUUUUGGAGCCUUUAAAAAUUGUUUCACGAUCAAUAUGGCCAAAAUACAAUUCUCCAAUAAUUGCCACUUUGGCUACAUCUUGGAUGAACGUGAAUGUGGACGCCAAGCUCAUACCAAUUCUAAACGAUUUAAUCAAGGGUGAAGAUUGCCACGAGCCAAAUUCUAUCUCCAACAGUGCUAGAGUCCAUCACACGGAUAAUAUUCCCAGCUUGCGAAUAACUAAUCUGCUGGGCUGUGACAUAAUGAUUGGGGACGUGAGCCUAUCUAAUCACGGAACAAUGCCACUAUACACCAAUGAUUGUAAAUUACCCAAAUUUACACUGAAAAUUGACGGGUUUGAGGCAAUUCAGUCGUCGAUUUUUCUACCUAAAAAUCUCAACUCUAUAAAUAUAAUAUCCGUAAAGGGGGUACAUUUGAUGGCCAAAAUGGAGAGUACGAAUAAAAAUAUCACAACAAACGGCAAAGUCAUCAUCUCUUCCUGCCUACAAGUUGUUGCACCAAAACUUCCAGCUAUUGACUGUCAACUAUUCUUACACUCGUUCGACAAUCAUCCCAAUCAUGGAGAUGUAGCUGAUUCUGCAGCACAAAAGAUUCUACUAGAAGGCACUGUAAACGUACCUCUAAGCUGGCUAAAUUAUGACAUUUACAUUUCUGAUGGCACAAAAUCCAUACUAUUGCUUACGCACAACAGGCUUGAGAUGAUGAUGCUUAAGGGAGAUGAUCUGGACGAAAGCAAAAGGUCAUUACGAUUUGGCGGAUACACAUUUCGCCCCUGUUACACAUUCAGCACUUGCGAGGGGCUGAAGCACCAUGCUUUAGAAAUAUCAAUUGGGAAUUGUUUGACCGUGAAGAAUCUUUUAUGCUAUAAUUUGAAGGUUUCACAGGAUCAAUCACUUCAAAUAAUUCCAGUGGGCGGGGGUAUGGAUUUAUACAACUUUGGCAACUACCGACUAAGUUACAAUGACUUCACUUCUGGCGAGGUCAAGUUUGAUUGUGUCAAUAAGAGGCAUAUCAAUUUUCACAACGGUGCGGAGAAGAUUCAGUUGCUCGCAUGCCCUGGCUAUGAGACUCCUUACAAUUAUGUCAAGGGGCGUAUAAGAUCUAGAGUGGUUCCAGGGCACAUAAUAGUGAAGAUUGCAGCGUUUGCCUGGGCUGUAAAUUGGCUUAAUUACCCCAUUGUUUUAAGAUCACGAUUUAACCACACUGUAGUGAAACCCAAGUCUAUUUGCACGAUAACAGACGAAAUGAGGAAUUCGUAUGUUACUGUGCAAAUAGGCAUUGGAGACAUCAGAAGGAUUGAAAAUAUAGAUCGUUAUCCAAAGAACCUGUCCAAAUUUGACAAUUUCUUCAAUAGUUUCAAGUCUACAGCUCUGGCAGAAUGUGAGCGCUUUUCUAUUGAACCGGAGGAGUUUGUACUAACGGCCAAGGCAACUCAUUAUAACCCCAAACUUUCAUACGCCUGUUCUAUAAGAUACGCGCCAUUUCCGUACAAUCAUACUAUGAUAUUGCAAAUACUGCCCAGAUAUACUGUCCAUUCACAAAUUGAUUGUCCAAUCAUAAUUUCUCAGCGCAAUUUUGAUUGCACAAAUUGCGGGGGAUGUGAUGCUUGCAAACCAGAUGCAAGCGAUUUGGUUAUUAACCCAGGAGAUAGAGUUGAGAUUCAUCCAUACCAGAAGUGGCAGAGCAACUUUGGUUCAUUUUUCGAAAACCUGCACAAGAAGCUUUCGCUAGAUGAGGGGGUUAAUGUCAGGCUAUCAUUGGGAGCUGGUUAUUCACCCAAAAUUAACAUUUCCAAUUUCUUUAGGAUCCAACUUACACUAGACACAAACGAAACAGAUGAUACUGCUGAGAGCGAUGUGAAUGAAAAGAAAAUGCGAGAUGAGCGUUGUAAGAACAGUGACACAGUGCAAUCGAUUAAGACAAUCCAGAUGCAAAUAUCCAGCCUAAAUAGCUACAAAAAUGACAAAGUCUCUACAAACAUAAACUAUGUGAACUUUGACUUAUUUCAAGACAUUUCUGAGUGUAGGUUAAUUGAGUUUUUGCCUACUAAAGUACCCAUGUGGACAAUUGUUAAUUUGUCAAGAUUUGAAUUGCUUGCAGCGCAAUAUCGCAUUGAAAAGUGGAUUAUUUUACCACCAAACCAAUCUUUAUGUGAAAAUACUUGCAAUGAACAAUUUGAAAAUGACUCUAAACCCAGCAAUUUUGAUCAUGCCGCGGUAGAGAAGUAUAAAAAUGUCGUGGAAUUCAGUUGGUUCGAUCCGCUGGGCAGCAAGAAACUGCAGCUGCGUAUUAGUGGUACUAAUAAAAAAAUAACAUUAGACCUAAAAAACAGGGCGGUUGGUCGUUUUUCCAAGGCGAUAAUCGUUAAAAAAUCAGAACUCAAAAGGGCAUGUGUUAAUUGCAGCCAUUUGACGAAUGCUGUUGGCAGCAAGAUGAAGAUAAUUUUGAGCAUUGAUAUGCGAUUGGUUAAUGGUAGACGAUGCGCUUUUAUAGAUGCAAAUGCCAGCGAGGAUGAUGUUGAGGUUAAGCAGAAGAACUUGGACUUGAUGAUAGGCAGCUGUAUUCUUACAUUACCCUUUCAAUUCCACGCACAGGUGUUAGGCGCUGGAUUUAGUUAUAGCAUUGAAGGGUCAGAGAUUUUGUACAUGUCAACCACAAUGGCCAAAGUUUCUGUUCUAAGAAACCUGAAGAAGCGCAACAUGUGGACUAUAAGAGCGUCCCUUGGUUGGUUUCAAGUAGAUAUACAUGAUCAAUCGGCCGCUUUUAAGACCUUAAUUGUGCCGUUGCCGGAUUUCUACCGGAUGCAAUCUAGUACCAAUUUGAAUACUGUUAACACUAGUGUGGUUUUUUUCGAGACUGUCUUCGUCGACCCUAGUGGAGGCAAAUUUUUACAGGUGAACAACAUAAAAUUUCUCGCUUUACCAUUUGUAAUCAACAUAGACGCUAGAUUUAUCCGAUUGUUAUUUUUGCAAUUAUCAUCUAUCAGUUACACCAAUGUUGGCAGCGGUUCCGUAUGUGGGACACCACGAAAUUUGGCAGAUAUGAAUUCUAUUCAAGGCGUGAUGUCUCAGGUUAAGCCAGCCGAUGGUGCGAAAAACGUCGGCCGUAUAGUCUUUAUUGAAAAUAUAGAAUUUGGCAGACUAAUCUUUAUCGUUAAUACCAAGGGAUGUGACGGGUCUCUUGUGGGCAGCAUUAAAGUUUGCAGUGGAGGCUUAGGCGAUUGGAUCAUAGAUCAAUUACUAAGGACUAUGGAGAGUAUGCUGUACAUAUCAGACGCAACAAUUGAAUUUUCUCCACUCAAAUUGAGAAAUGUAUCAGGGGCAUUUGGGAGUUUAUUAACAAUGAUAUCCAACCGUUACACUUAUCGCGGGAUACGUCAGUUCUAUAAUGUAUUGGGGGCGAUUGAUCUGAUUGGUAACCCUAAAAGCGUGUUGAGGCAUUUUUCCACGGGGGCGCUCAGAUGCGUUAGGAAAGUUAGAACUGCAUCUACUGUUUUACAUUUACCACAAAUAUGGAUUCCCAUAAUAUUGAGUGCAAUGUCCAACGUCAUACAGAGCUUUAUUGCAGGCGUUUUUGAUGCCAUCUACCGAUUCACAGCAUCUUGGGGGCAAUUGUUACAAUCACUCGCUGAUAAUUGGAUUACCUCCCCUAUACAGCCGUGCAAGUUGGCAUCCAACAAUACUUGGAUGGGGUUAAGGUGUGGUUUGGAAAAGGCCAUAAAAUGUUUCGGUGAGAGUAUGUGGAAUUUCAUAUUUAAGCCUAGUGAGGUUUACAAGCUCACCAGGGGUAAAACCCCCUAUAACCGUGUUAUUUUCAUGAUGAGAUCAUGCAUUUCAUCCCUGAAUUCAUUAGUAUUUGGCACUAUAUCAACAGUUCUAGCGCUGCCAAGUGAAUUAUCCAAGGGAAUAGUUAACCACGUGCAAUGGGUCCCAAAAGUUUGUUCCAUUAGACCAAAAAAGGUCAAUAGUGGCCAGUUCGACUUUGAGGAAAAUUGGUCUAGUAAUGUUGGUAGGAGUAUAGGCAAAAACGUUAAUUUUGCAAUAGAACUUGAAAUGCCAAAAUUACAUUCAGAUUCAGCCUAUCAUACAAUUUAUUGGAAAAAUCUAAGUCUAGAGAUUUACAAAAUGGCCAAACUAUGCUUUAACUGGUCCGAGGUGGACCACAUUAAUAAGCUGCUUUGGGUUGGCGAAGAUUCCGUUGGUAUAUAUUACUGCGGUAAAAUUUGGGAGGUAAAGGGGGAGGAUGUCUCCAAAAUCUCACUCAUUAAGGUGGCCCAGGGGGAUGAGAAAAAUUUCAGUGUCCAGAUUUUUUGCCCCAAAACAAUUUAUUCGGGAUGCGGCAAUAAAUUUUUUAUCCACAUACAAACUGAAAAUAGCAAUGUUUGCCGGGACGAGCAUCUGGGCAGAACGAUUUUAUUGACCCGGUAUAGCAUCAAGAGGGAUUCGGCCGAGAAACCAUUCAUACAGCCUGUGAAAAUUAAGGGUGUCCCGUUACAAUUGCUAGUAGCUUUGGCAGGAUCCAACUGUGCUAUCGUCAAACUCUCCAACGACAACGCCAUAGACAAUGCCAUGAGUGCGUUUUCGUUAAUCGCCAAUGCAUCAUCCGCUAUUAUAAAAUAA
This is a messenger RNA of Babesia microti strain RI, 9177 nucleotides long. RefSeq lists its product as hypothetical. The record is from RefSeq and is a predicted model, not a curated record. Lineage: Eukaryota; Apicomplexa; Aconoidasida; Piroplasmida; Babesiidae. Gene Ontology annotation, cellular component: extrinsic component of membrane. Gene Ontology annotation, biological process: protein targeting to vacuole; protein retention in Golgi apparatus. The transcript has a single exon. Bases 1 to 9177 code for a protein of 3058 amino acids.